Lytechinus pictus (painted urchin) is the source of this 6963-nucleotide messenger RNA. Its product is annotated as SLAIN motif-containing protein 2-like. Gene Ontology annotation, biological process: cytoplasmic microtubule organization; positive regulation of microtubule polymerization; microtubule nucleation. Lineage: Eukaryota; Metazoa; Echinodermata; Echinoidea; Temnopleuroida; Toxopneustidae. The transcript has 12 exons. The record is from RefSeq and is a predicted model, not a curated record. Gene Ontology annotation, cellular component: microtubule plus-end. Bases 1 to 1821 code for a protein of 606 amino acids.
AUGGAGAACACUAUAGACCCUGAAAUUGAAGUGAAAAAGCUUCAGGAUUUGGUCCGAAAGCUUGAAAAACAGAACGAACUGCUUCGAAGCAAAGCGGAUGCAAUCGGGAGUCCGGCAUCGAAUGGAACUCUGCCAUUGACAGAAGCCAACACGAACCUGACUUCUAAUGGAGAUAUCAAAUCGGGAAAAAUAAAUGAGACAAGGACAAAAAACUCUGAUAAAGGUCUUCUCGAUGCAGUUAAAUUUUUUUCUUCAUGUUUUCCCAGGUUAUAUACAUCACCAAUCAAAAUAGCUAGUCCAGAACAGAAGUGUAUUAGUCCAUAUGAUUGGAUCAGACAAGACUUUGAAAAUCCUACCAGAGACCAGGAAUCGGCUAAGAAAUGUCUACUUGCUAAGCUGGAUGAAGUCUCGAGAGUGAACAGAAAUAGCAUGGGACCUAGUGUAAUAGCAUUGCAACAACCUCAAAUUCCAAACCAAGGCAGUGGAGAUCCACUGAGAGGAAUAGAAAAACUUGAAACAUCUCCAAGAAGUCAAUCUCCGCCCCCAUCCCAACCCCAGAGGAGAGAGAGAAGGACGAGUAAGGAGGAAAGGAUGGGAUUAGCAAAGCUUGAAGAUGUGACGGAUGUACAGAUACUAGCUAGAAUGCAAGAAGAGAGUUUACGGCAAGCAAUGCACAGUUCCCCUGCCAACUCACCAAGAAGAAUAUCAGUGUCCCCUGCCUCAUCAGAAAACGCCCUCCACAGAUCAGCCUCUCGUAGCUCUAGCGUAAGCAGCACAGAGGGAAAGAGUGAAGAUGGAGACGAAGGUCAAAGGUCAAAUGUCGUCAGAAGGAGACCUUCCUUUGAGAGAAUACGCAAAGCAGGAGAAGGAGGGAGAAGAGAUGGUUUAUAUAGUCCUAGAAACAAUCAAGAUUACAGACCAGAAGAGUUUGAAGAGUGGGAAUAUGCCAGACCUGUCAUUGGUCGACGAUUGUCACAGGAGAAGAUUAGACGUCCAAGCGGUGAAGGUAAUGAAAGGAAAGAAUUAUCACCUAGGGGAACACCAGAUGGUAGGAACGGAGAUGCUAAACACAAUGCAGUAAACAGACUCAGAGGAACAGAGGAACACUCGAAGAUUAACGGUCUGCAUAGGAGACAUCCAGAUGUCCGAAAUGGGGAGCUUAAAGCGCCCUCUAAAAAGGUUAUCGUCAGACGGAGUCCGUCCCUUGAAAGUCCUCAGAGAACACAUCAAAAAGGGGAUAGGCGUAGAUAUAGUUUUAGUCCUGGUACGGCCAGGCAAGCCUUGAAUCAAAUGCUUAAUGCGGAAGAUGAUGAGAUAGAAGAUGAUGAGGGUGAUGAGAGUCUUGACAUCAUGGCUGAACUCCAAAGACCUACAAACUUCUUUGCUGAGAAACCGCCUGGUCAUCGAGGUAGCUUGCCAAACCUGAACAACCGUACGUACGUAAUCCAACCACCAGCACCCCACCCCACACCAUGCACCCCACCACAGACUCCUAUGAACAAUGAAAAUCAUUAUCAACCUGAUAUGACGAGUGUAGACUCGGGAAGUAGAAUUAAACAACCUAGCAGCAUUCCUGUUAAUAGGGCGCCCUCUCCCAGGACGUUAAAACAGCCAUCACCCACCAAGCUACGAGGGGCAUCACCUCAUCGUGGUAGCGGCAUUCCAGUAAGAUCAAGUCAGAUGGAAAAGAGUCAGAUACCUAGACCUAGAUCAGCUGUUAUUCCUAAAAGUGGUAUACCAUCACCUAAUAAUAGAACGACUGUUUCACCUCGAAGUUCAGUCAAGACGAGAGAUGAUAGUUGGAGAGAAGGAUGCUAUUGACAACAUCUUCCAAGGUGGUUCAUUCUGCUACCAGACACCUCCAGCUCCAAACUCAUGGAGAUGUGCCUAGUCUAGUCCAUCAUUAGGGAGUUGUUGUAUGACAGUCAUGAAGGAAUGAACCCUUCCUGUGUUGGAAGCAGUUUGGUGGUCAUGGAAGAUUGUGAAUAGGAUAAUGACUAAUGAACAUCUGAGAUGAAUUGAUAGUUGAUGUUAGGAAGAGGAUGGACCUAGGACUGCAAUGGUAGUUGUUCAAAUGCAGCAGGAAUAAUAUAGACAUCUGUGAUCACAAGAAGAUAAUAUUUGGACCAAAUGUGAACUAACCUGAAGUGAUGGCACGUCUGCUGGACUCAUUUACUUCAAUGGCUAGUGGUUUAUAUAAGAUGAAUGCAAGAAAGAUGCAAAAAAUAUGAAUGCACCGAGGUUUUAUCUUCAGCAAGAGGCUGUUGCAUGACAGAUGGAGUUGUAGAGUGACAGUGGAAUGUCGGAGUCCUUUCUGAUAUGGCAGCCUCAUUGCUGUGAUGAUGAGUAAAUGAUAGGAAUUGCUGUACUACUACUGUGUGUACCUACAGAACUGAUUGGAAUGUUCAAUGUUGUUGGUAGCUCCUUACUUGAUACAAUGAAUGGUCAGUAAUGGGUUGGGAUGGGAGAAGGGAUAUUACAACCUGGUUGGUGUUUCAUAAAGUUGUUCGUAAGUUAAGAACGACUUUAAGAACGACUGGUGAUCCUUUCUUGUGGUAAUUGGUAUAGACACCAAAAUGUUCAUUGGCAAAGGUCUAGCGCAUAAGAAAGGGUCACCAGUCGUUCUUAAAGUCGCUCUUAACUCACGAACAGCUUUAUGAAACACCACCCAGGACCUGCACUUCUUUAUACCAUAUGAGACUUUAACUAAGAUUCAUGUGAACUUUAUUCAUUUCAAUCACAAGUAAACCUAUCAUGGUUAGUGUGUGACAGUUUAUGAUAUUAGGAAUACUAGUAAGCUGUACUUUCUCUUGGAUUUUCUCAUGCAAUACUUACAAACACAUUGGUUCCCCAGCAGAAAGGAUUGAAUAGAUCCAGAUAAAGUGUAUGCAAUUCUGUAUCACACAACCUGUGGACAAGCUGUGAGUUUACAGCCUGGAACAAAUCCUGAGCUGUUACCAUAGAAUGUGUAAUGCUCAUCUCAUUGGUUAAUGGUUUGGAAGUUCAGAAUUAUAGGUGGAUUUCACCAUGCCUUCUCUGCAGGUUUUAGGAUGAUGCUCUACCCAAGUUCAAUCCCGAUUCUCAACUUAUUGCUAUUUCUUAUGUUACUGUACUCUAAAGAACCACCCACUUUACAUUAAGGAACAUAAAAUAUACAAGGAGAUUUUUUUAUCCAAAGUCGUUCUCACAAACUUUCAUGUUAACUUUUUCAAAGAAUUUAAUUGGUUCAAACAUCUUUGCAGCAGGGUUAGAAAAAAGUGUUUGCUGUCUCUGUGACAGUAUUUAUCUUUCCUCAAACCCCCAAAAUGCCAUGGUUUUUCUGUCAUAUCUUAAUUAAACUGUUAAUUAUGAAAGGAAGGUAGCUCUAUUUACAGUUCAUUUAAUUUUGGGAAUUCCUGAGUCAUAAUGAAGAUCAUGUUAAAGAUGGAUACUUAAUAAUAAAGGUAAAACACAAUCGUUUUGGGUAAUAUGCAAUAUCAUUAGUUUAAACAACAUUUCAAAUGUUUGCAAUUCACUUUUAUCUUGUUGUAUUGAGAUCUGCUUGUUUACUAAAAGUUUUACUACAAACAAGAACAGUGUAAUAUGUUAGGUUGGUUUCCUAAUGGGUUUACACUAUUUGCUUUUUAUUUUGUUAACAAUGGAUAGAGCCGUACAUUGUCUUAAACUUCUUAGCUCGGUAGAGCUUGCUUCAUACAUGUAUAUUCCUUUUUGCAAUAUCAAUUAGAAUAAUGUCAUAUCUUGGGAAGAAAUUUUAUUUAAUUAGUGUAGCUAUCAAUACCUUAUGGGCAAUUUUUCUUCAAAUAUGAAUACAAGAAAUCAGUAAGUGAUUGUAAAGAUUGAAGGCAUUCCAGGAACCUGUUCGCAAAGAUCUGUCGUAACUACCAUGGAAACCUUGACUGUGAUUGGCAGCUGAGCCCUGUUACCAUGGUAGUUUUGAUAAUGGCAAAAAUACCAUAGUUCUUUUAUAAAAACAGGCCUCAGUUCCUUGAGGUAAGGUAAAUAUAUAGAGAUAGUGAAGUUAAUUAUACAGUAAACCCACAAGAAUUGGUUAACUUAUUUGCAGAUUAUUUUUCUUGUAACCGUUUGUAAUGUAGGAAGGUAUGGAUCCUAUGUUAUUCCUUUUUUUUUUCUUUCUUCAUAUAAACUCUAAUAAUAACUUGCCAAAUGUAAUAAUGACAUGUACAAUGAUUUGAAGUCAAACAUGGCACUGAUUCCAAUAUUCUGAAAGUGUGAUCUUACUUUUCUUUCACUACAUCUGACCAAAUUGAAUUUGCUGUGGAAUAUUUUUUGUUUCUUUUUGAUACAAUAUAAUCUCACAAUUGUUUGAAUUUAUUAUCAUCAGCACAAAUGAUUUUUUGUUUGUUUUCUUCUUUUGAUCAGCACUAUAUAUACUUCCUUCCAAAAUCUGAGUGAAAUAUCACAAACAUUGUUCAGGUUUUUUUUCUCUUUUAAGUUUUAUUUGUUCAUUCUUUUUGCAAAGUAUAUGGAUUGGAGGUCUUUCAUUAUAUUUUCAUUACUUUGUGAAUGUUUUCAUGCUUCUCUUCUUUUAUUCCUUCCCUCAAAUAUUUGUCAAAGAUAUUUUUAUUUUGAUAGUAUUUUCAGUACCUUUGUAUAGAUUCCAGAACAGUGGGGUUAACAUCGGGAUGUAAAUUGAAGUCCUUGUAAUCAUUCUUCGGGCAUGGAUUUUUUUUUUACUUUCAAACAGUCUGAUAAAUUCUUAGUGAUUUUCCUGUAAUAUUUAUUCAACAAAAUUACUCUUAAAAAUUAUGAUGAAUACAUACUUAAUACAUAAAUAAAGUUGGUCACAUUCUUUUUGUCCUUGUUUUGGUCAUAUUUCCUACAAUAUAAUUCCUAAAUUUUUCAGAAGAUAGGUUAUCAUAUUUGUAGAAACAUUAGUGUGCAAUGCUAGAGAUGCGUGAAGAAAUAUUUAUUUGCUACAUUACUGUAUAAUUAUUAUUAUUUUGUAAAUUUUGCUGAAAAUUGCUUGUCCUUUUAAUAUGUAGUACUGCUGAUAAUCUUUAUGUGAUACAGUAUAAAUAUAAUGCCACCACAGUCACAUCAGUGAAAUAAAUUCCCGACUGACCAAAACUUUUUAUUCUAUUUCCAUUGACAUACAAUCAUCCGGUUUGGAAUUAUUUUGUUGAUGUGACUGGGGCGUGUAAGGUUGAAUUUAUGUUCCUAUACUGGAUUGGGAUCUUUCUAAGGUUCAGUCACAAUGCUGCAUUCCGAUGUUUUCCAUCUCAGUUUGCAGUGAUGAUAGACUUCUCAUGUAACUAUAAACUAGCAAGUGAUCUAUUAUGAAUUUUCAUUUUUAGACAAUUGUUAUGAUUUUAUAUUUGGUAAAGACAAAUUUUAGAAUCGGGUUAUUUUAGAAGUCAGUUUGUACAUUAUUGGUGAUUUAAUGUUCAAUAGAAAGAAGUUAGAGGUUCCUAUUGAUUAGUGUGAUACUGAACAGAGGAGUAAACUGGUGGUGCCCUCUCUUGGUCAGCAUGGAACAGUGUAUAACCCAAACACACCUCAAAGAGGUCUGCCAGCUGAUCUGAAUAUUAUCUGAUAGUGUACAGAUCAGUGGGUCUGUCCUGUAUCUUUGGUAUUACUUUGUUACCUCUAUAAUGCUAGUCUCUUAAUUAUAUGGGAUGGUCAGCAUUGAAUUUGAUAAUUUUUUCUAAGGUCAUAUCUACAAUGUAAUUGUAUGAUUUCAAGUAAGGUGUUGAACGAAAACCAGUAUAUUGAUUGACCUAGAAAAUGAGGAUAUAUUCUUGAUGUUGAAUGUCAUCUGGUAAAUGGAGUAAAACAACGUAAAAUAUUUCAAAGAAACCACAACCCCCUCCAAAAAAAAAAGUUAUGAUCAAGAUAUUCUAGUACUAUUUAAAUUUAUCUUGAACCACACAAACCUUGCUUGAAAAUCAAUAAUGUAAGGUAAACUUAACACUUGUUAUUAUCCUGUAAAUCCUGUAAAAGGGCAUUAAUGUAAACUUUAUCUGAAAGAGAUCAGAAAAAUUGGUAGUGUGCUGAACUUUUAAGAGGAUAUCUUCAAAGCAAACAUGAGACUUAUUUUGUUUGGAAAAAAGGGAUAAAAGAUAGUGAAAUUUGCUUUUGUAUGUGUAAGGAGAAAUAAAGGCUAUAGAUAUUAUUGUAAUGCCAUAUAACACAUCUAUUAUUAUUUUUAACAUUGAACAAGAGUGAUUUGCAACUCACAUUGCUUUUCUAUUUUGGGUCAAUUUCUACAUACAUUUUUAGCAUGCUCAAACAAUGCUUCUAUUUGCAGUUUUAUUGCCAACUUUGUCAAUGAAUUUGGGGAAGAAAACAAAGAUAUCUAGGAAAGGAAAUUAAUAUUUUUUUAACUUCAAUUAUUUUUACUUCUUGUGAAUCAAAUGACAAAGUAAAUAAAAAAUGAAAUAUAGUUUGAUGGGUAAUCCAUCUAGUUAUUAAAAAAAAUUAACUUGUCUGAUAUGACCGAUUUAAGAUUAAUCAAAUUCUACUUAAGCUCACACAAGUUAUUUUGCUGUUUUAAUGAACAGAAUGCUCUAGAAAUCUAUUUUUAUGUGUGUGAUGAGCCGAAGGUAUGGAAAAGGAGAAAUAAAUUCUCUUGUAUCAUAUGUAAAAAUGAUAUAUCGUUGGUUGAAAUGUGGAACUGACAUCUUUAAUGUGUGUUGCCUAUUUAUUAUCUCAAAGAAAAUAUGAUCACAGACGAGGAAAUCAUUUACUAUUCAGGAGCAUUAUAUACAGUUUCCUCACUGUCAAAACAAUUCUCAAACAUUUGUUUUGAUAAUUGUCUGAAAUCAUAGCUCAAGAUCUAUAUUAAUUUCAGACUUCUACACUCCAGUUAUUAUUUCUCAGAGUAGAGUCUGAAUGAUAUGUGAAAGAUUUCUUUUCUGGGCUGUCAUGUACUUGUUACUUCCACUUAUUAAAUAUGUCUGAAAAUAAAAUGAAAUUAAAGCAGUAUAUUAUGAAAUAAAAUGA